This is a messenger RNA of Exophiala aquamarina CBS 119918, 1053 nucleotides long. RefSeq lists its product as uncharacterized. The transcript has a single exon. Bases 1 to 1053 code for a protein of 350 amino acids. The record is from RefSeq and is a predicted model, not a curated record. Gene Ontology annotation, molecular function: protein methyltransferase activity; S-adenosylmethionine-dependent methyltransferase activity; nucleic acid binding. Gene Ontology annotation, cellular component: eRF1 methyltransferase complex. NCBI's taxonomy places the organism in Eukaryota, Fungi, Ascomycota, Eurotiomycetes, Chaetothyriales, Herpotrichiellaceae. Gene Ontology annotation, biological process: methylation.
AUGCUACUGCCCACCCCGUCAACGUCACACGUCUCAUACGACAAUGUGUACGAGCCAUCUGAAGACUCAUACCUAUUCCUGGACACGCUCUCAUCAGGCUCAGAGACACAAUGGCUACAGUCUCGGUUCUCCGCGGGAUCGCAGCGCCGCCACCACGCACAGCAGCAUCAUCACGGCCACCAGCGUCAAAAUGGCAAUCGCGUGCCCCUACUAGUCGAGCUGGGGCCGGGGUCAGGCGUGAUCGUCGCAUUUCUAACGGCGCACGCGCGCGAGGUCUUUGGGUCGGAUGUGCUUAGUCUGUCGAUCGACGUCAAUUGGCAUGCGUGUCAGGCGACGAGGACGACGGUCGAGCUGGCGAUCGCCGAGGGGAGGGGCAAGGGCGUGGCAGAGUCUGCUGCGUCUGCUGCUGUCUCUUCCUCUCCAUCUCAGCAAGGUCCCAACAGCGCGACAACCAGCAAAGCCAGCCCGGCGGAAGGGGCAGCGACGGCGACGAUGACAACGAGCAGCAGCAGCAGCAGCAGCACAUACCUGACCUCCAUGCGGGGCGAUCUGAGCAGCGCGCUGAAACCGCACUCCGUGGACGUCAUGGUCUUCAACCCGCCGUACGUGCCGACCGAGAGCGUACCGUCGCUUUCCCCCGCGACGGAACCGGCAAUCAAACCGACGUUCGAAGAAUCAUCGCACCUGCUCGCUCAGUCGUACGCCGGCGGCCUCGACGGCAUGGAAGUAACGGAGCGGAUGCUAUCGCAGCUGCCGGAGGCACUGAGUGCACGCGGCGUCGCGUAUGUGCUGUUCUGUCGCGGCAAUCGGCCGGAGGAGGUCAAGCGGCGGAUCCGUUCCUGGGAGACGAGCGAGCUGGAGGGGGGCGAUAAUGGUGAGGAAGUGGAGGGAGGCGGAGGCGGAGAUGGAGAUGGAGAUGGAGAUGGAGGAGGUCGGACGAGAGAACGGAUGCAGGAGAAGAAGCAGUGGCAGUGGCAUGCUGAGACGGUCGGUGAGAGUGGGAAGACAGCCGGCUGGGAGAAGCUGGAGAUUGUGCGGAUCUGGAGGGAAUGA